Stegastes partitus (bicolor damselfish) is the source of this 741-nucleotide messenger RNA. RefSeq names its product hairy-related 8.2 (gene her8.2). The coding region runs from base 1 to 585 and encodes 194 amino acids. Gene Ontology annotation, molecular function: protein dimerization activity; DNA binding. The transcript is spliced from 4 exons. The record is from RefSeq and is a predicted model, not a curated record. Gene Ontology annotation, biological process: regulation of DNA-templated transcription. Lineage: Eukaryota; Metazoa; Chordata; Actinopteri; Pomacentridae.
AUGACUGCUUCAUCUAUGGCGCACAACGUGGACAAACAUCCCAGUGCCAAGGAGGAGAGAAAGCUGAGAAAGCCGCUCAUUGAGAGGAAAAGACGGGAGAGGAUAAAUAAUUGUCUGGAUCAGCUGAAAGAAACUGUGAUCGGAGCGUUCAGGCUGGAUCAAUCCAAACUGGAGAAAGCUGAUAUUCUAGAGAUGACAGUGAAACAUCUGCAGAACAUUCAGAAUAAUAAGCUCAACGACCCCACAUUAGGCCUGGAGGCCCAGCAGAGAUACAGCACAGGCUACAUCCAGUGCAUGCACGAGGUCCACAACAUGCUGCUCACCUGCGACUGGAUGGACAAAACUCUGGGCUCCCGUCUGCUCAACCACCUCCUCAAGUCCCUGCCCAGGUCCACCGACGAGCGGCCCCUCACCCAGCCCGUCCCCCCUCCGCAGGGCGUCCCCGGCACGCCCCUCAGAGGAGACCCCCUGGGCGGGAGGCAGCUCCACAGAGAGGCGCCCGGCUGCCACGCGGCUGGACGUCAGGAGAGGUCGGCGCUCCACAGCUCCCACCUGGGGAUGCUGGAGAUGUGGAGGCCCUGGUGAACCGCUGGAUUAAUCGUCUUGGUUCUCCGUUUUGUUAGACCAUCCUGUUAUGUAUCUUAUAGAUAUGCUGCUCAGAAGACAAACACGUGGGGCGGUUUUGUUCCAAUGAUUAUUAUUGUAGGUGUGCUAUGAUUCUAUACAGACCUUUUCUCAGUA